AUGGAAACUUCAGACUUCUGUGAGGUCCCGUCCCGCAUUGGGUGGCGCCGUAUGGCACGUGCUGAUUAUUGGAGGUUUGCUGGUUGCGGUAUAUUUGCCCAAAGGAAUGGUGCCCCGAGUAUCUGGAAAGUUUCCGAGUCCGGUGGAAAGAGGCUGGUGGAAUGGUGA
This is a messenger RNA of Colletotrichum navitas, 168 nucleotides long. RefSeq lists its product as uncharacterized. The coding region runs from base 1 to 168 and encodes 55 amino acids. The transcript is spliced from 2 exons. NCBI's taxonomy places the organism in Eukaryota, Fungi, Ascomycota, Sordariomycetes, Glomerellales, Glomerellaceae. The record is from RefSeq and is a predicted model, not a curated record.